Molecule: messenger RNA, 970 nt
Organism: Fusarium oxysporum Fo47
Lineage: Eukaryota; Fungi; Ascomycota; Sordariomycetes; Hypocreales; Nectriaceae
Product: 60S ribosomal protein uL22
Exons: 4
Coding region: 116-673 (185 amino acids)
Biological process (GO): cytoplasmic translation
Cellular component (GO): ribosome; cytosolic large ribosomal subunit
Molecular function (GO): structural constituent of ribosome
Source: RefSeq, a predicted model, not a curated record
AGCGAGUUUGUGGUCCCUCCCGAUCUGUUAGGGCAAGAGCUCAGAAUUUCUCAAUUUCACGCCCGCCAACCCACGUUCGUCGUCGAAACCGUCACUCACCACCCAAGUCGCCGAGAUGGUUCGAUACGCUGCCACCGAGAUCCAGUCCUCGAAGUCGGCCCGCGCCCGCGGUGCCUACCUCCGAGUGUCUUUCAAGAACACUCGCGAGACCGCCCAGGCCAUCAACGGCUGGAAGCUUCAGCGCGCUGUUACCUUCCUCGAGAACGUCAAGGAGCACAAGGAGGCCGUCCCCAUGCGACGAUAUGCUGGCAGCACUGGCCGCACCGCCCAAGGCAAGCAGUUCGGUGUCUCCAAGGCUCGAUGGCCCGUCAAGUCCGCCGAGUUCCUCCUCGGUCUCCUCAAGAACGCUGAGGCCAACGCUGAUGCCAAGGGUCUCGACACCGGUGCCCUGAUUGUCAAGCACAUCCAGGUCAACCAAGCCCCCAAGCAGCGACGAAGGACAUACCGUGCCCACGGUCGUAUCAACCCCUACAUGUCCAACCCCUGCCACAUCGAGCUCAUCCUGACCGAGGGUGAGGAGGUUGUCCAGAAGUCCGAUGCUGUUGUCGAGCGCGAGCACCUCAACUCGCGCCAGCGCGGUGCCCGUCUCCGCAAGGCUAUCGCCGCCGCUUAAACAAUCACCAACCUCUAUCAAAUAGACAAAAUUUAAGCGCUGGUUGAAAACUGGGUUUACGUCGGGCAUCUUCUGUGCUGUAACUGUGUGACUUUUGACAAGACUCUUGAACAAAGGGACACUACACCAAGAUUACAUUACAAAACUCGAUCAAUUGUUCUAGGGUUUUUGCGAGGGUGGUUCGUGGCUUUUCAUCAACUGGUGUAUGGCAGGCUACGGUGAGCAUGGCAUUAACGGGAAAUUCAUGCAAAAUUCGCAAGGUUUUCUUGACGAAAUAAAAUCAUUCAAGUCCUCCUA